Molecule: messenger RNA, 1488 nt
Organism: Fusarium pseudograminearum CS3096
Lineage: Eukaryota; Fungi; Ascomycota; Sordariomycetes; Hypocreales; Nectriaceae
Exons: 5
Coding region: 1-1488 (495 amino acids)
Biological process (GO): transmembrane transport
Cellular component (GO): membrane
Molecular function (GO): transmembrane transporter activity
Source: RefSeq, a predicted model, not a curated record
AUGGCCAGCUCCGUUCAUUCAAAUCCCGGCUCUUUGGAUGCCAAACGAAACGUGGAAUACGACGAGAAUGCACCCGAACGUGAUGAAGUUCUCGAGCGAUACGCUCUAAUUAGGGACAAGACUUCAGAAGAGCGAGCUGCCAUUGAGAAGUCCCUUGUACGCAAGCUCGACUGGAAGUUUCUUCCAAUGGUCACAGCCAUGCUUCUGAUGAACUAUCUCGACCGAAUUAAUGUCUCAAACGCUCGCCUCGCUGGUAUGCAAGAAGAUCUACAUAUGUCUGACACUAUGUGGUCUCUGGGCAUCUCUUUAUUCUACGUCGGAUACAUCAUCUCCCAAAUCCCCGCCAACGUGAUCAUCGCAAAAGGACGACCCCGGAUUCUUCUUCCUUCUUGCAUGCUUGCGUGGUCUUGCGUCACUAUCUGCAUGCCAGCUGUUACUGCAGGCUGGGGCUUCUGUCUAUGCCGUUUCAUUAUCGGACUAGUCGAAGGACCCUUCGUUCCGGCCGUUUCCCUCAUGACCUCAUCCUGGUACACAAAGCACGAGUCCCCUUUGAGGAUGGGCAUCUGGCACGCUGGAAACACAAUCUCACAAGCGUUGUCCGGUCUGCUCGCUGCUGGAAUUCUGACUAACAUGGAGGGUGUCGCUAACUUGCGAGCGUGGAAGUGGUUUCUCCUCCUUGAAGGCGCCGCGAGCAUUCUUGUUGCUAUUGCCAGCUUCAAAUUUAUUCCAAACUUUUCCGAUAACACUGGAACAUACUUCAUUACCGAGGAAGAGGCUGAGAUGGCUCAGUAUCGCCAGGCUGUUUCGGCUGGUGGUUUGUCUGAAGAUGAUGCUGGUGACUACUGGGGAGGUUUCUGGAUGUGCAUGAAAGAUCCUUUCUCACACCUCUUUGCGGCUAUCCAUUUCUGCUUGAUCAUCGGUCAAUCCUACAAGGACUUCUUCCCCUCUAUAGUCGCGACCCUCGGCUUUUCAGGAACCACUACGUACCUCAUUCAGGCCCCUCCGCCAAUCAUUGCGUUCCUUGUAACCUUGGUCAUAUCCUGGUCGUCUGGUAGACGCCUGGAGCACGGAUACCACAUCAUCGUGCCCAUUCUCCUCACAUUGGUGGGAUGCGCAGUUAUGAUCUCUACACUAAACGUUGGCGCUCGAUACUUCUGCAUGAUCCUUCUCGUCAUCGGACCUUUUGUUGGUCUCAACCUGCAAAUCUCUUGGGAGACUACGGUGGUACCUCGACCUCGUACCAAGCGUGCUGCUCUGAUUGCCUACGCUAACUGUGUUUCCUCUGUGUCUCAUUGGUUCACACCUUACUUCUUCCUCCGAAACCAGGAGCCAUACUAUCAAACUGGUGGUGGCGCGAUUAUUGCGGGCUGUGGUCUCGUCGUCGUUUUCGUGUUGAUUACUAAAUGGUAUGUUAACAAGAAGAACAAGGAACUGGAAGCUGCAGAGAAUGCUGCUGGGGAACCCAAGGGAUGGAGAUAUGCUGGCUAG